CGCUGAACGCACUCCGACCCAUCGAGCCGCGUUGUGUGUUAGUGUGUGUGACAGUUCGCUGUCGUGUUUAUUUUACUACUAGGUUCCAUGAAGCGGCUGUCAUGCGCUUUGCGACACUGAUUGCACUCGUGCAGCUGUCGCUCGCUACAGCUGUUUCAGGAAACACACUCACAGCGGCUGAACUAAACCUUCAAUUGGCCGGAGAUGAGUUAUCUCCCUUCUACUCUUUCGAAUCCAGUGAUGAGAGCGGAGUGAACUUCAUUCGAGGGUCGAGAGCGGCAGACUCUCCUCUGUCGCCUGAUAUAAACGUGCAAUGUUCGGCAGAAUACAUCGAUGUUACAGUCGAGUUUGCAGAUGUCUUCGACGGAGUUGUGUACAGCAAGGGAUUCUUGAAUGAUCCCAGAUGCAAGUACAUAUCAGUUGGAGGCAGCCAGUCGCGUUACUCAUUCCGAGUUCCGCUGAACGGCUGCGGCUCCAGACCUUUGUGCAAUGCGUGUGGAACCAUAGACAAUGUCCUCAUAUUCCAGGGUGAUGAAUUUGUUCAGGGACCGAACGACUUUGCCAGAAAGGUUUCAUGCGCCGGUACAGCCCUGGAAGCAGGCGGAAAAUCAGAACAGUCCCAUGUGCUCAAACUGAAACCGUUCAUGGUUGAUAUGCUGGACGUAGUGGCUGUGGAAGGACCGGCUGGUGGCGUCGAGUGCUGGAUGGACAUCCAGAAGGGAGUCUUCCCCAACACUUAUCCACUAGAGAACUCAAUAAAGAUUGGAGAGUAUUUAACCAUACUUAUUUAUUUGAAAGAUGUCAGAAAUCAAUUCAGUCUGAAAGUACACGAUUGUUGGGCCUACGAUAAUGAAGAUUAUGACAGUCCAAAGACCAGCAAACUUCAGUUGACUGACAAACAAGGAUGUCCUCAAAAGAAGAAGCUAAUUGAUUUCUGGCAAAGAUCAACGAAUACAGGAAAGAGUGGAGCAACCCUCAUUACAUAUAAUAAAGUUAGCGCUUUCCGUUUCCCAGAAACAGAUCAAGUUUACUUGACGUGCAACGUUGAGCUUUGUACCAACAACUGUGAUGUCAGAUGUGGAGGAAGUGUAACAGAAAUAACAACUACAUUCAAACCUCAAGUAAAAUGCUAUCCAGGCUCUCCAGAACCACAGUGUCAAACUGCUUCCCCACAAUUUAUUUGUAUUCCCGGAUCAAACGAUCCCCGUUGCUCCCAACCAUCAACACUUACCCCACCAAAAUGUUUCCCAGGUAGUUCCGAUCCACGGUGUCCAAAGCCAACCACUCCAGAAAAACCCAGAUGUUUCCCCGGCAGCACUAACCCUCGUUGUCCCCAACCAACUACACCUGUCCCACCAAGAUGUUACCCUGGCAGCUCCGAUCCUCGUUGUCUCCAGCCAACAAGUCCAAAGCCAGUUUGCUAUCCUGGAUCUCUUAAUCCAGAAUGUCCACAGCAACCGCGACCGUCAACAUUAACUCCAGCUACCUAUUUACCUCCAACAACCGAAGAAUCGACAACUCCCGAAUCACCAAGAUGUUAUCCUGGUAGCUCUGACGCUCGUUGUCCAAAGCCAACCACUCAAGAACAACCCAGAUGUUUCCCCGGCAGCUCUGAUCCUCGCUGUCCUCAACCAACUACACCUGCUCCACCAAGAUGUUUCCCAGGCAGCUCGGACCCUCGUUGUCCCCAGCCAACAACACCUUCCCCACCAAGAUGUUAUCCUGGUAGCUCUGACCUUCGCUGUCCAAAACCGACAACGCCAGAACAACCAAGAUGCUACCCAGGUAGCUCUGAUCCUCGUUGUCCCAAACCAACAACACCUGCCCCGCCAAGAUGUUUCCCAGGUAGUUCCGAUCCACGGUGUCCAAAGCCGACCACUCCAGAACAAUCCAGAUGUUUCCCCGGCAGCACCGACCCUCGUUGUCCCCAACUAACUACACCUGCCCCACCAAGAUGUUUCCCUGGCAGCUCCGAUCCUCGUUGUCCUCAACCAACAACACCUUCCCCACCAAGAUGUUAUCCUGGUAGCUCUGACCCUCGCUGUCCAAAACCGACAACGCAAGAACAACCAAGAUGCUUCCCAGGUAGCUCUGAUCCUCGUUGUCCCAAACCAACAACACCUGCCCCGCCAAGAUGUUACCCAGGUAGUUCCGAUCCGCGCUGUCCUAAGCCAACAACUCAAAAGCCAGUUUGCUAUCCUGGAUCUCCUAAUCGAGACUGUCCACAGCCACCGAGACCGUCAACAUUGACUCCUGCCACCUAUUUACCUCCUACAAUUGAAGCAUCGACAACUCCCGAACCACCAAGAUGUUAUCCUGGUAGCUCUGACGCUCGUUGUCCGCCAACCACUCAAGAACAACCUAGAUGUUUCCCAGGCAGCUCUGAUCCUCGCUGUCCCCAGCCAACAACACCUUCCCCACCAAGAUGUUAUCCUGGUAGCUCUGACCCUCGCUGUCCAAAACCGACAACGCCAGAACAACCAAGAUGCUACCCAGGUAGCUCAGAUCCUCGUUGUCCUAAACCAACAACACCUGCCCCGCCAAGAUGUUUCCCAGGUAGUUCCGAUCCACGGUGUCCAAAGCCGAACACUCCAGAACAAUCCAGAUGUUUCCCCGGCAGCACCGCCCCUCGUUGUCCCCAACUAACUACACCUGCCCCACCAAGAUGUUUCCCUGGCAGCUCCGAUCCUCGUUGUCCUCAACCAACAACACCUUCCCCACCAAGAUGUUAUCCUGGUAGCUCUGACCCUCGCUGUCCAAAACCGACAACGCAAGAACAACCAAGAUGCUACCCAGGUAGCUCUGAUCCUCGUUGUCCCAAACCAACAACACCUGCCCCGCCAAGAUGUUACCCAGGUAGUUCCGAUCCGCGCUGUCCUAAGCCAACAACUCAAAAGCCAGUUUGCUAUCCUGGAUCUCCUAAUCGAGACUGUCCACAGCCACCGAGACCGUCAACAUUGACUCCUGCCACCUAUUUACCUCCUACAACUGAAGCAUCGACAACUCCCGAACCACCAAGAUGUUAUCCUGGUAGCUCUGACGCUCGUUGUCCAAAGCCAACCACUCAAGAACAACCUAGAUGUUUCCCAGGCAGCUCUGAACCUCGCUGUCCCCAGCCAACAACACCUUACCCACCAAGAUGUUAUCCUGGUAGCUCUGACCCUCGCUGUCCAAAACCGACAACGCCAGAACAACCAAGAUGCUACCCAGGCAGCUCUGAUCCUCGCUGUCCCCAGCCAACAACACCUUCCCCACCAAGGUGUUAUCCUGGUAGCUCUGACCCUCGCUGUCCAAAACCGACAACGCCAGAACAACCAAAAUGCUACCCAGGUAGCUCUGAUCCUCGUUGUCCUAAGCCAACAACACCUUCCCCGCCAAGAUGUUUCCCAGGCAGCUCUGACCCUCGUUGUCCUCAGUCAACAACACCUUCUCCGCCAAGAUGUUAUCCCGGUAGCAAUGAUCCUCGCUGCCCAAAACCGACAACGACAGAACAACCAAGAUGCUACCCAGGUAGCUCUGAUCCUCGUUGUCCUAAACCAACAACACCUACCCCGCCAAGAUGUUACCCAGGUAGUUCCGAUCCGCGCUGUCCUAAGCCAACAACUCAAAAGCCAGUUUGCUAUCCUGGAUCUCCUAAUCGAGACUGUCCACAGCCACCGAGGCCGACAACAUUGACACCUGCCACCUACUUACCUCCUGUAAUCGAAGCAUCGACAACUCCCGAACCAACAAAAUGUUAUCCUGGUAGCUCUGACGCUCGUUGUCCAAAGCCAACCACUCAAGAACAACCUAGAUGUUUCCCAGGCAGCUCUGAUCCUCGUUGUCCUAAGCCAACAACACCUUCCCCACCAAGAUGUUAUCCUGGUAGCUCUGACCCUCGCUGUCCAAAACCGACAACGCCAGAAGAACCAAGAUGCUACUCAGGUAGCUCUGAUCCUCGUUGUCCCAAACCAACAACACCUGCCCCGCUAAGAUGUUUCCCAGGUAGUUCCGACUCACGAUGUCCAAAGCCGACCACUCCAGAACAACCCAGAUGUUUCCCCGGCAGCACUGACCCUCGAUGUCCCCAACCAACAACACCUUCCCCACCAAGAUGUUACCCUGGUAGCUCUGAUCCUCGCUGUCCUCAACCAACUACACCUGCCCCACCAAAAUGUUUCCCAGGCAGCUCUGACCCUCGCUGUCCAAAACCGACAACGCCAGAACAACCAAGAUGCUACCCAGGUAGUUCCGAUCCACGCUGUCCUAAGCCAACAACUCAAAAGCCAGUGUGCUAUCCUGGAUCUCCUAAUCCAGACUGUCCACAGCCACCGAGACCGUCAACAUUGACUCCUGCCACCUAUUUACCUCCUACAACUGAAGCAUCGACAACUCCCGCACCACCAAGAUGUUUCCCAGGCAGCUCUGACCCUCGUUGUCCUCACUCCGAUCCUCGUUGUCCCCAGCCAACAACACCUUCCCCGCCAAGAUGUUAUCCCGGUAGCAAAGAUCCUCGCUGCCCAAAACCGACAACGCCAGAACAACCAAGAUGCUACCCAGGUAGCUCUGAUCCUCGCUGUCCUCAACCAACUACACCUGCCCCACCAAAAUGUUUCCCAGGCAGCUCUGACCCUCGCUGUCCAAAACCGACAACGCCAGAACAACCAAGAUGCUACCCAGGUAGCUCUGAUCCUCGUUGUCCCAAACUAACAACACCUGCCCCGCCAAGAUGUUACCCAGGUAGUUCCGAUCCGCGCUGUCCUAAGUCAACAACUCAAAAGCCAGUUUGCUAUCCUGGAUCUCCUAAUCCAGACUGUCCACAGCCACCAAGACCGUCAACAUUGACUCCUGCCACCUAUUUACCUCCUACAACUGAAGCAUCGACAACUCCCGAACCACCAAGAUGUUAUCCUGGUAGCUCUGACGCUCGUUGUCCAAAGCCAACCACUCAAGAACAACCUAGAUGUUUCCCAGGCAGCUCUGAUUCUCGCUGUCCUCAGCCAACAACACCUUCCCCACCAAGAUGUUAUCCUGGUAGCUCCGACCCUCGCUGUCCAAAACCGACAACGCAAGAACAACCAAGGUGCUAUCCAGGUAGCUCGGACCCCCGUUGUCCAAAACCAACAACACAAGCACCACCUAGAUGUUUCCCAGGCAACUCCGACCCUCGUUGUCCCAAGCCCACGACUUUAGAACCUCCUAGGUGUUACCCUGGUAGUUCUGAUCCCCGUUGCCCAUCGUCUCCUAGUCCGACCGAGUCUACACCAAGCUCUUGUUACCCAGGAUCAAAGGAUCCCAAAUGUCCUCAACCAUUUGCACCUAGCAGUACAAAUCCGCCAUCUACUUACCUCCCACCCUUCCCAUCUGAAAACGAAGUGUUAUCUAAGAAGAGUAAACUAGCCCAAAAAACUUUCGACUAUUAUGAUGAUACGGACUCCGACAGCGGUGGCUUCGAAUCUUCACGAACGCAACCAAGGACUAGAAAAGUGAGAGAUCUCAGCAAAACACUGGAUGAGUCUGCUGAAGUAACAUACAAUGCGACAUCCAAUUUGUACUUCGGUGUCCUUGGUUCAGCGGUACUUAUCGUAAUAUUAGCAGCAUUUGCUGUCCAUUUCCGAUCCAGUAGAAAAACCGGCAAUGUAACCAACCCAUGCUAAAUAUCAUUUGUUUAUGUCGAAUUGUGAUACUCUUAUGGAUUAAUUAUUGUAACAAGGAAUUUUAAGUUUAUUACUACUAUAACAAGAAAUAUAUAUAUUGCACGUUAUGUGUCUACCAUUUUAUAUUUUGAACUUGAUUCUUGUAAUAGCAGAGUCAUUGUUAUGAUCAGAGAUAAUGAUGAAAUAACUAUUGUUUAACUAAUAAUUGGUUUUACAUAAUAAUAGUUAUAUUUCAUGUUUAAUGUAAUAUUUUACUUAUUCGGAAAUACUUUUAGAGACUUAGUAAUUGGUAAGCGUAUUCGUAGCACCAAGACCAAUCAAAUUCUGAAUUUACUAAAUCGAAUUAUAUAGAGCUAUACCUACGUUAUCUCUGAACAAAACAUAUCCCUACACUGCCCUUUGUAUUAAAUAAGUAUUUUCACGCAUUUUAUAUUUAACAAUAAGUUUAAAAAAUAAUGUAUAGUCGAUAGUGUAUCUAUAAUAAACCGAUUUAUGGACAAUAUAAUAUAACGAUAUCAAAUAACAAUGAACCUUUUGUAAACAUUACCUUGGUUAAUGUGCCAUAAGAUUGUGAAAUAGUUGAAUUAUAAAUAUAUAAAAAGGAAUUAGCAACCCUAGUCAAAAUAACCAGAAAGAUAUAUCUGUAUAAACUAUGUAAUUAUCUUCGAUACAUUCUUGUAAAUAUUGUCAGAUUCUGUGGCCAUUAUAAUGUAAUUAACAGAUAGAAUUACUUCUACUCAAUAAUUUAUAAUCAUUCUGUGUUUUGUGUGUAUCGUUUAACUUGGAUUUUAUAUCGGACCUUUCACAAAUUCGUUUGAGCCAUAACAUUAUUUAAGAAUUAGUUCAAUGAACAACCGCAAGAGGCGCUGUGUAGUUUUAAUACAAUAUAAUAUUACUAUGACAUCUCUACUAUUGAAAGCAGAGUCGUGAAGUCCUGAUAACGUUAGCUGGCUCAAGAUGUGGUUUCGAUAUUAAUAAUAUUAUUUUAUAUAAAAAUGUAUACAAUUCACAGAAUGAUCAUAAAAUACUUUUAAUGUUACGAUUUAAAUAAGAACGCGUAUUGAGUCAGAUAAAUAAACAUUCUAUGAAUGUG
Messenger RNA from Leptidea sinapis, 6729 nucleotides. It is a transcript of the gene zye, whose product is annotated as mucin-1. The transcript is spliced from 14 exons. The record is from RefSeq and is a predicted model, not a curated record. NCBI's taxonomy places the organism in Eukaryota, Metazoa, Arthropoda, Insecta, Lepidoptera, Pieridae. Bases 102 to 5636 code for a protein of 1844 amino acids.